AUGAGGGUUCGAACUAUCCCCUCGCCGCUCCCCGCCCACUGUUUACACUCUCAGCUUCCCGACGCCGCCGCCGCCGCCACAACGGCAUUUCAUGCCAUGUGUCCAUUUCACAAGAUGUGUGUUCACAGUAAGGAGGUUAAUUCGGAAGAAAAUUAUCAUGACACUAUUGUUAAUAGAAAUAAAAAAAAUAAUGUUAUUAAAAUAAAAUCAGAAGAUGAAGUUGAGAGACCUUGUGUUCCAGAAGAGGCAUAUUCAGAUUACCAGCACGGAGAGACACUGGCCGACGAAGACCCACCUGUAGAGAGCUUUUUAUCUUUCGUACAAAUAAAGGAGGAGCCACAGGAUAUCUCCACUUUAACUGGUAAUGGCGAGGUGCCCUCUUCUCAUGCAGACCUGUCUUGCAGUGACGAUAACAGCUUCUCUUCAUGUAUUUAUCCUCUUUAUGAUUCAGUGACUGAAGACCUAGCAAAAAUGAGACGAGCAAAAGCAGCUGCAGCACGGAGAGAGUGUCGUCGCCGACAAUUUGAGGCAAUGACUGAAGAAGAAAGAAAAGAACGGCAUAGACUAGAAGCUAUAGCCCAAAAAAAGUAUCGUCAACGAAAGCUAGAAAGUAUGACUGAAGAGGAGCGACUAGCAUAUCGUGCUACUAUAGCUGAAACACAGCGAACGCGUCGCCAUCAUCGUAUGGAUAACAUGACUGAAGAAGAGCUGAAGGCACAUCGUGCAGCUGCAGCUGCAGCUCAAAGACAAAAACGCCAACUACAAAGACAACAAAUGAGUGAAGAGGAGCUGCAAAUGCAUCGAGCUGUUGAAGCUGCUUUACGACGCAGCCGUAGGCAGGCAAAUACAAAAAGAGAAUUGAGUACACAUCGCAGAGCAGCAGCAGAUGUAGCAAGAAGAGAAAUUCAGCAGUGCCAAAUAGAAGAAGGGAUAGAUGAUGAACAAAUUGAACAAUAUGUAUUAGCAGCAAGUUCGGCACGACAAGAAUUGAGGCAGAUUAGGAGAGAGACUCCUUCGGAUUCUCAACAGCCUGCUGUCACAGGAGGAGACACUUCACCUGAAGAUUUGAUGGUGCAGCUAUUGAUGCAAGCACAACAUGCAGCAGCACUUCAAGGUGACGAAUGUGAAAAUCAGGUCAUAAAGCAAGAGAGAGAGGAUUAUCCACUGCAAAAUAGAAUAACAAACGAACAUGACCCAAAUGUUUACAUGGCAGGUCAGCCACAUGAUGGGAUGACAGACUAUUAAAACUAGAAUAUAAUUUUCUCAGGCGUGAUAGCCUCUUGGCCUAAUGUGAAUCGUGCGAGGAUGUGGUAGAACAAGUGAUUCUGGCAAGUGUUGGAUACUUAACCUUCUGUGAAUGGUUAGUCACAUGUAUAUAUGAAAGAAUGAGAACAAAUUUUUAGAUAAAUUAAUAAAUUAUGGUAAUAUUUUGGCUCAAGGCCAGGUAUGGGAACCUAAUGAUUACUGAUUUAUGUUGCUCCAACUGUGAAACAGUUGGAGCAACAUGGAGAGAUAGGCAAGGACUAACAGGGUUAGUUAUACAGUAAAUCCAUUAUGGUUAACGUUAGAAUGUUUAGUCCUAAUAACAAUUUACUUAGUUAAGACUUCCUGUGAAAUGUUCAAAGUGAUAAUACACACACAGUAUAUGUAGUUAUUUGUCAAAAUUAUUUCCAAUAUCAAGUAGUUUCACUGUCCAAGAUAACUGGAUUAGUGUGC
Messenger RNA from Procambarus clarkii (red swamp crayfish), 1716 nucleotides. RefSeq lists its product as uncharacterized. NCBI's taxonomy places the organism in Eukaryota, Metazoa, Arthropoda, Malacostraca, Decapoda, Cambaridae. The record is from RefSeq and is a predicted model, not a curated record.